AUGACAUACUGUACAAGUCCAUUUUUAUAUCGAGUCAAUGAAUAUUAUACAAUACAUGAUGCUAUAGAGUUCCUGACAGCAGAUUCACCCAUGAACAAAUGGUCUAGAGCUAUGACAAGUGCUGUUUUUGUUACUAAAGCUGAGAGUCGUGUUAGUGUGAUCAACAAGUUAGUUCCCAUACCUGACCAAUGGGUGACCAUUGCUGGUGUACAUUCAGAUGAUCUUGUUACAGAUGUACAUUCAGAUGAUCUUGUUACAGAUGUACAUUCAGAUGAUCUUGUUACAGAUGCACCUUCAGAUGAUCUUGUUACAGAUGUACAUUCAGAUGCUCUUGUUACAGACGUACAUUCAGAUGAUCUUGUUACAGAUGUACAUUCAGAUGAUCUUGUUACAGAUGCACCUUCAGAUGAUCUUGUUACAUACAGCACAGAACUUUAUAAUCCAAACUUUGAAACAAUGGAUCCAACACACUGGAGUAAUCCCAAUUGGCAAAACUAG
Messenger RNA from Physella acuta, 498 nucleotides. RefSeq lists its product as uncharacterized. Lineage: Eukaryota; Metazoa; Mollusca; Gastropoda; Physidae. The record is from RefSeq and is a predicted model, not a curated record.